AUUUUUAAUAAAGAUUCGAAUAUGUUGCCUAUAUUGUAUAGACAGACCGAAGAAAUACCUCUCUUUGAUGCUAUCGAGAAGUAUGUAGUCAGGAACUUUGGCCCAAGAGAAUUUGAAGCCAUUAAAACUCAGAUCACAGAACUUCAUGAGUACAGAAACGAAAUUGCUGGAAUGGAAUCUUACGAUGAUGUCCUUUGUCUUGAGAAAUACGAAAAGAUUCUCAUUAACUAUUACAUCGGAAUGUCGUUUAUUGAGAAGAAAUUCUCAUUUGGAUCAAAGGAUGACACUGUGAAACUUAACUUUCCAUGGAAGGACUCUCAAACUAAAGAAAAGAAGGCUAGUAAAGAUGGACUCCAGCUAGAGCUUAACUCUGUUCUCUAUAACUUAGGAGCUGUGCUCAAUAAUAUUGGUGUUUAUACCCCUCUAGAAGGUGAUUCAAUUAAAUCAGUCUCUCAAAAAUUCCAAGAAGCAGCUUGGCUCUUUGACCAUAUGAAGAAGACAGUUGAAGGCUUGAAGCCAUCGAAUAGAUCUCAUGAUUUCACCGUGGAGAAUUUGCUAUAUAACUCCACAAUUCAGUUAGCCCAGUCUCAGUAUUGCUUCUUCAAGAAGGCAGAGACAGCUGGGAUGAAGCCAGGAAUCUGUGCUAAAAUUACCUUCCAGCUUAAGUCAUUCUUCGAAGAAGCUGGCAACUACUGCAAGGCUAGUAAGGUUCUCUCAAAAUGAGGAUUUUUGGCCAACACAAAGUUCUACAUUACUUACUAUGAAGCCAUUGCUCACUACUUCAAAGGAAGAGAAUACAAAGAUAGUGCUGAAGAGAGUGGUGGAGGAAUGGGUAACGCUGAAGGCCAUCUAGCUCUAGCUUUAGCCAAAUUAGAAUCUGUCUCAACUUAUGACGCUAGAACCAAGGAUGCUCUUAAACAAAGAAAGGAGCAAAUAGAGAAUGAAUACGAAGAUGUCAAGAAGAUCAACUCAAACGUGUACUAUGAAGGAUGCACCCCAGCUAAAGAACUGGCCAAGAUUGAGAGCAAGAACUUCACUAUGCACAGAAGUAUGGAGCAGAAAUUGGAAGAACCAUUCGUCGGAGCAGAAAAGUUCGAAGUUUUCCUACCAAUGGAGGUGAGAAAAUUGGAAGGAGAGUUCCAGCAGGAGGCUAAUAAGAUUAUCAAUCAAAACUUGGAAAUCCUCCAAAAAUUAUCUGCCGAUGAGGAUGGAUUCUUGGCCUCCCAAGGACUCCCGCAGGCUGUAUACUCUUUGUCAGGCAAAGAAGAGAUUCCAGAUGAUUUGUGGAACAGAGUCAGCGAAUUCCAGCAGAGAGGAAAUUAUCAGUAUCUUGAAAAUUUACUCAUUGGAGUUAAGCAGAAUAGACAAACAUGCUUUGACAUUGUUGCUAAGUGCGAAACUGCUGUUGUAGAGGAAGAGAAUGAAGAUUCAAGCAUGAGAGCAGCUUAUGGGGCUAGGUGGCAGAGAUUACCAAGCUCUUCACUAAAUUCAGAGAUCAAGACUAGAAUUGAAUCUUAUAAAGGAAACUUGGACAAAGCUUUUGAGACUGAUUCAACAGUAGAAUCAAACAUUGCUGCAAUUAAGCCCAAAAUGGCCAACUUGCAAUUAUCACGUAAUGAAUUAACUCAAAAGAUGCCAAAAUCUAAGGCUAGCGAAGCAGCUUCUUCACCAGCUGUUGCUAACAUUCAACAAGCUAUAGAGCAAUUGAAUGAAUUGAAGAGGCAAAGACAGAAUUCAAUGACUCAGAUGACAGCAGGACUGGAGUCUGCAAACUUAAGAAAAGAUCUGAUGGCGGUUCAUUCUGGAAGCUUAUCUAAGGAAGCUGCUUUUGAAACUCAUUUACAAGGAUUAAAUGGAUACACAGAAGCUAUCGAAGAUCAGCAAAUCAAAUCUUCUGAGUUAUUAUCCCUCAUUGAUACCAAUAUGAUGAGCUUCAAUGAGAUUAUUGCAGGAGCAUCUCAGAGCGAUAAAGUUGAAUUCUUCAAGAGUAUUGAUGAAGGGCUUAAAAUAUACUAUGAGAACAUGAAUCUUCUUUCAAAUGGAGCCAAAUUCUAUAAGCAAAUGCAUACCUAUCUUACAAGUCUCCACUUGUUCACCAACGAUUUUGUUGCUUCUAGAACUGUUGAGAAAGACCAAAUCAUUGAGCAGAUUAACAGCGGAGGAAUGCCACCUCCAGGAGCCCCAGGCACCACUGGAUCUCCUUAUAACCCAUCAUUCAUCCCACAGAACCCAUAUGGAGGAGCUCAGUACAAAUAGAAACU
Molecule: messenger RNA, 2261 nt
Organism: Moneuplotes crassus
Lineage: Eukaryota; Ciliophora; Spirotrichea; Euplotida; Euplotidae
Source: the annotation of a GenBank genome assembly